CAUCGAGUUUAAAAGAAUGAAGGAAGACCAAAAAGCAACAGCCGUCAUCAAGUCAUAAAUCUGAAGCGUCUUUUUUUAAUUUUUUUUCCACCAUGAGAAAGAUCGAAUGUCACCGUCCGGAGGCUUCGGGAGUUACAGGUGCGAAGAUGAGGAACAUCCAGCAAUUCAUCAAACAGAAAAAAAAAUAAUAAUAAUUUGCAUCCAGUCGAGCAAUAUUUUCAAGUUUACUAAUGAAGCACUUUUGAUGGGUUUACUCACUGGGAUAUUUCGGCUCGCGGCUGUGGAUCACAUUGACAGUUAAACGUUUCAGAAAUAUAUUUAUUACUUAGCCAAGCUGUUUCUUUUUUUCUUUUCUUUUCUUUUUUACAGAGGGACUAUUAGAUCUUCUCUUAUAUAGAUUUCUCUGGGCUAAUCAGAAUUCCAAAGCAAAUCCCCUGUGCUGCCCUGCUACUUCAUUAAUCGGACUGUCGCCUUUUUUUGUUGCAACCAAAAGGAAAACUCUGAGCAUAAAAGGUCUCGGCAUGCCAGGCUAACGCGCUUCAGCCAGAUUACAUUUGUGAAAUAUUGAAAAUGUAUUAGAAAUAAGCAUCAACAGCAGCAAACAAAGAGAGAAUUCAAGAAAGGGAAGAAUACUUUAAUUUUGGAUUUUGGUGCAAAAAAAACAAAACAAAAAAUGAACUCAAAUGAAAGAUAAAACAUUUCAAUAAAAAUAGAAUAAAAAUUUAGGUAGUCGUAAUUUUUAUAACUUUUUGGGAAAAUAUAAAGUUGUGUUUUAAUAUUGCAUGCUAUUUCAAUACUGACGUUUAUGGUUCUUUUCUUUAAAAAACACAUUUGUUGAUAUUAAUCAGCUUAGGCAAUUUUCACUUUUUAGAACCUUUGCAAUUAAAAAGAUGAUUAUUACCCAAAAGACUCUUACUGCUGCGGAAAAAAUAUAAAAUUUUUGAGCGCACCGAUGCUUACUCGGAUUUCUGAAGAAACAGAUAAGCAAUAAGUUGUAUUUCCUUUCUUUUAUUCCUCCCACUCCCUCACUUUGGCUGCACGAUCAAGUCCCGUUCCUCUGGUCAAGUUCAGCUUGUUGUUCCCCCGGCCCUCGCGGACGCUUCUUAUUGGUAGGCUGCGACAGUUACAUCACGGCGCUCGUGACGCGCACGUCUUCCUGUUUCCUUCAACCGUGUCUUAAAGUGAAUCUUAGUGGCGGAGGAGCGCUCCAGCAGCAUCCAGUCCUCCGCUCUGCAUCCAGCGCGCCUCAGAGACGCACACACGCACAGCUUUUCUCACUCUCUCUCUCUCCCUCUCUCUCCUGUCUUCUUUCAAGGUCUCUCACUCUUUCGACCACAGCUGAGGAUAGAAGGAGAGACGGACGCGCAAGAGCCAGUUUUUCCCGUUUUCUUUUUAUAUUUUUUGCCUCUUUUAGUUCGCGCCGCUCACUUUAUUCCAGCUCUUCCUUUCCUAUAUUUUGUUCCAGCUCCUCCGCACAGCAGUCCGCGGCGUUUUUCUCUCUUUCGCUGCCGCAGGAGUUCAGGUUGUCCCCCCUUAAUCUUCAUCUUGGACCAGGUAAGUAACCUUGUCCUCGGAUAAGCUCCCUCACUUUUCUUGUUCAGAUAUUGAACUCUUAUCUAGCAUCACUUAUUCUGCCAAUCACCAGCGAACUGAAUGGGUGCGAUAAUAAGGGCUGCACUUGGUUCUCUCAGCUCGGUGUGUGCUGAGAGUUGCGUGAGCAGCCAGUGUUUUUUGGUGAGGAUGAUUUGCGAACCUUAGCCCAGCCUUCCUCAUCAAAGCAGAGAUCGAGUUGAUUUGCAACUCUGCGAAAUACUCAGAGGCUUUGACCCUAGAGGACUGGGUUUGUGGGAUAUGGCCCAAUAGCAGCAGCCCGUGAUGCCGGACCAUGACAGCGACUCCCUCCUGAACAGACAGACCAAGCGACGACGUGUGGACAUUGGUGUCAAGAGGACAGUGGGUAGCACAGCCUCCUCCACAGCAGCAGCUACUACCGAUAACAUCGCCCGCGCCAAAGCAGCCAUUUUCAGUGCCAUGAACUCUCUGAGCUCCCAUUCUCACCACGGAUCAGACAACGACUCCAUGGAGUGCUCUGUAGUACAGCCACAUGGUGGGCCUGGCGUUGUGUCAGCAGGCGACAGUGAGUCCAAAUCAAAUGUACUCCGAAAGCUACUGAAGAGGGCCAACUCAUAUGAGGAUGCCAUGAUGCCCUUCCCUGGCACUACCAUUAUCUCUCAGCUUCUCAAGAAUAACAUUGCAAAAAAUGGAGGCGGACCUGAGAGAGGGGAAAGAGGAGAUAGAAUCGAAUCAGGCUUCCCUGGAUCAGGGCUCUCAAAUGCUAGCUCUGAUGCCCCGCAGGAAGAUGCAUGCAGUAACUCCUCCCAGGACAGCACCCCUCAGGAGUGCUUGUCACCGUUUGGUCGUCCUCCUGGCCUGGCCACCUUUGACAUUGAACGUCUCAAUGAUGAACACCUGCGUGCCAAGCGGGCCCGUGUAGAGAACAUUAUACGUGGUAUGAGCCACUCGCCAAGCGUGGUGGUGCCUGCUGCUUCCCGUCAUGAGCGUGACCAUGAGAUGGAUGGAGAGCGGGAUCUAGAACUAGAUUGUCCUCCUCGUCAGUCCCAACAGCAAGCCCCAAGCAGUCCACGGGGAGGUGAAGUGUGCAGUAGCAGCCGUGAGAAUAAGCGCAAACAGCGACUGCCUCAGCAGCAGCAGCAAAGCUUCACCCAGCUGGUGUGUCAGAGAAAGGAACAGAAGCAGGAGGAGCGGCGGCAGCUCAAGCUGCAGCUGGAGGACAUGCAAAAGCAACUACGGCAGCUCCAGGAGAAGUUCUUUCAGAUCUAUGACUCCACCGAUGACUCAGAGCACACUGACCUUCACAAUGACAUAGGAAACAUGUCAGAGGACAGCCCAGGCAGGUCCGACACCGGUGGAGAUGACCGGGGUGGAGAUGACUUGCGCUCUGACAAUGAGAUGGCUGAUUUGGAUCCAGGCCAUUUCCUUGACAGGGCGCGGGCACUGCUUCAGGAGCAGGCCUUAUUGGCCGACACUGAGAAGCCAAGAAGAGAUGGCCUCAGCCGAAACAAAGGACAGGGAGGUCCAGGUUCCUCCAUGCAUGCUGAAGGUAAACAGCUAGCAGAAACACUGAAGCAAGAGCUCAACUCAGCCAUGACCCAGGUGGUGGACACAGUGGUAAAGGUGUUUGCUAAACCUCCUCGCCCUACUCCUCAGCAGGCCUUUCCACCUCUUUCUAUACCCCCUGAAAGAUUUCCUGCUGCUGUUAAUGGAGACAACCCAAAUUUUCACACCACCAACCAGAGGCUGCAAUGUUUUGGUGAUGUCAUCAUUCCUAAUCCACUGGAUUCCUUUGCUAGCAUGCCUGGCAUACCAGGUCCUACCAAUGACCAAACUGAGGCACUGCCUUUAGUAGUACGUAAGACACCCAGCGAGCAUCACCACCAGUCUUCAGCUGUGGGUGCACAUGGUGGUAGCCACCAUCCAGCUCUCCAUCCAUCAUCUCUCUCUGCCUCCAUGGGCUUCAGCCCUCCCUCCUUUCGACAUCCCUUUCCACUGCCACUCAUGGGUUACCCCUUCCAGACUCCCAUUGGCCCACCCACAGCUUACCCAGGCAAGGACCGUACAUCACCAGACUCCAUGGACCUGCCCAGAGAGACCACCAGUUUGAGAACAAAGAUGGCAUCAGGUCACCACCUGGGGCACCACCAUCGCUCUUGUUCACCAGCACACCCUGGCAGCACAGCCGAAAGCCUGUCCUUGUCCCUAAUCAAGUCAGAGUGCAGUGAUCUCCAGGACAUGGCUGACAUCUCUCCUUACUCAGGCAGCAAUAUCCAGGAGGGCCUCUCCCCUAAUCACCUGAAGAAGGCCAAACUCAUGUUUUUCUACACCCGCUACCCAAGCUCUAACAUGCUGAAGAUGUUUUUCUCUGACGUCAAGUUUAACCGCUGCAUCACCUCCCAGCUGAUCAAGUGGUUCAGCAACUUCAGGGAGUUCUACUACAUCCAGAUGGAGAAAUUUGCCCGGCAGGCCAUCAACGACGGUGUCACUGGAGCCGAGGAGCUGAGCGUCAGCCGGGACUGCGAGCUCUUCCGAGCCCUCAACAUGCACUACAACAAGGCCAACGACUUUGAGGUCCCUGAUCGCUUCCUGGAAGUGGCUGAGAUUACAUUGCGGGAGUUCUUUAAUGCCAUUGUGGCCGGCAAAGACGUGGACCCAUCCUGGAAGAAGGCCAUCUACAAGGUCAUCUGCAAACUGGACAGCGAGGUCCCUGAGAUCUUCAAGUCCCCAAAUUGCCUUCAGGAGCUUCUACAUGAGUAAAAUUCCUCCUACACCUCCAUCUCUGAUCAUCUCUUUGCGCUUAUUUUGUUUGUCGUUUUUGAUUUAAUUGAAUUUUUCAAAAAUUUCCCCUUAGUUUUUUUUUUUUAUUAUUAUUUUUAACUAAACGUUUGAUUUUUUUGUUCUUUUAUUAUUAUUUUUGAAUGUAUAAAAGUUAUGGAGUAGCAUUCCCAAACUAAAGCCUCUGUGGCAUUUCCUAAAUGAUCUAGCUAUUGUGUUGUUGUUCAUAUAUUAUUAUGGUUAUUAUAUGUUUUGUUUUUCUAACAUUCUGAAGUGAAGAGACUUUUAUUACUGGGUGUUUUUGGACUGUGUGAGCCCUCACCUGUAUGGCCUGUUUUAUGAACAAUACUACCUGAGUGUGCAGAGGGACUUUGCAUUUACACCACUACAAACACAGGCAGGGUUUACUAAAAAACUGUAAAACUGUAUCCCUCCAGUUCUAGGGGCAUCCUGACGAACCGUUUCCUGCUUGGCUGCCCAAUAGACUCUGCUUUAUAAGAUGUCACGAAGAAGACACACAUGCACACAAAAUUGAGGCCUACUAUGGUUAUUGACUGGACUAAAACUGGACUCGUGUUACUGGUCAGCACUGGUCUGCAGAACUUGGACUGGUUUUAAGAGGCUACUGAAGUCUACCACCUUUUGAAGUGUAUUUUCCCUUAAAAGCAGGGCAUUGUGUUUAUUGGGUGUACAUUAUUUUUGAUUAAUAUUCUUAUUGUUGUUUAUGAUUAUUUGUCAUUUUUUGCUUGCUGAAGAUUGGCACUUCAAGAUUUGUUUGUCCCUUGAUGCCGUUGCAGAAGAAAAAUAAAUUAUUAUUAAUAUUACUCCAAGCGCAUUUAGAUUCCUAAAUACUUUCUCCACCAUAUUUCCCUCCAUCCUUUCCUUUGCUCAAGUUUCUUUAUAAAAGCAAUAAUGUCAGGGUUUCUGUUUGAUCGGAGUAAAAAAAUGCCCCUAAUUAGUAACACUGUGUCUAAAAAAAUGUUGCCAUAACACUUCACAUAAAAAGAGUACAGAAAUACAAAUUGAACACAAUAUAUUUGUGGUUUUUUCUUCAUACUCCUCGUUAAAUCCGCAGCGUUUUAGAUGGUGCUCCACCUGAAGGUGUACAACUGCUCAUCUUUAUCUGUAUACUAUUUAUAUCCAGCUCUUAGAAGAUGAAGACAGCCUGAUUACUAUUUAGGCUUCUGCUCUAAUAAUCCUAUGCGAAGUGAAAAUGACAUGCUAAAGUUGCUUUAUUUGCAGAUGAUACUUGAACAUUUCAGAAUAUUGUAGAUAAACUUAGCUUGAAGCAACACACACACAUGUCCACACACAAAUCAACUAUAACAAUUUGACCAACUGUUUAGUGGUGUAUACAGUCAAAAUUAUCCAUAUUCCUGGUUUCAAAUAAUCUUUUACCUACAUGUUUCUUAUGACUGGAAGUGAUGUUAACCAAUUAGAUUUAGGCAAAACAUGAAUUCCAUUGAGAACCUGUGAAGAAAUCUAAAAAUUAGGGUGAUAACUAAAAGGCCUUCCUCUCCUAGAGACACAGAGUUGAUCACCACCAAAGAUAUAUUAUCACAUACCAAUGGAAUCCUAUGAAAACUGGUCAGCAAUUAUAACAAGGGUUUGUGUGAUGUAAUACAAAUAAAGUUGCCUCUUCCUGUUUAUUUUAAUUAGGUGCUUCUUUUAAAUCAUUCUGUUCUCUUUUGAGUGAGACUCUGUCUGCCGUAAAAAACGUUUUGGUUGAAUGAUACUUACUUUAAACCAAAAACUGCCAGGGGUACAAAUUAUCCAACAGGCGAAAACCAACCCAUUCAUUAUUUCUGACACAUGGACACAUGCGGCAGUGGCAUCUUUCUUCCAUGUUCAUCUUCCUGUGAGUGAUCUAGCUUUUUCCUACAAAGCAACAGUUCAAGGUCGGAGGUGAGCAUUCACCCUGAGGGUAGAUGGAGAAGUUCUCAGCACUACAAAGAUCAGGGACAAAGGAGCGGAGAGUUGUACAAUGCACACCUGGAGCUCUCCGCUCUGCCCCGCUGUCUCAAAGCGUCUUCGUUUUCAGACCCAAAGUGUAAUUUGCUUGAAAACCACAGUGCCACAGAUUGCUAAAUGGCGGUCCACAGAAUUUUACCUGUGAUAAUAUAACCCAGAUUUUUUUUCCCCCUCCUUAAUUGCACAUAUUUUUAGAGUUAUUCAUGAGUGUGUGACGGUGUGCUUUCAUCCACCCUCUCUCAGGCUUAAUAAAAGUGAAGGAAAAAUUUGACUUGAGAGUGCGUGCAAGCUAGCUGUUGAUCUCACCUUGGAGUCAUUAUCUUAUAGGAUGUCUUUGUGUUUCACAAAAGAUCAAAAGGACCAGGUUGCUUGACCUGCUGACUUGUCUAAGCGAGACAAAGCACCUGACAAAAGGCAGCAGCAAAAGACUUAGAGCUACUCCCUUCAUUAUGUCCCCCUCUCCUUCUCCUCCCUGGACAGUGUUUCUUCUUAAGAUUGGGAGCCCUGAGAAAACGACCCGGACACUUUUCGCACUGAAGGAUGCCUGAGUCUCAAAGCACCAGCCAAGGGCUCUAAAGCGUCACAAACAAAAGGGAGAAAGGAAAGACUUUUAUCUGAUGCGCAGAUUAUUAUCGCUCCCCGCCCUGCCCUUUCUGAAACUCCACCCUGAUGUAAUAUUGUUUCUAUGCCUAACGAUUGUGAAACAAAAAUAUUUUUGUCAAGUUUUCAUUUUCAAUUGUCAUUUGAUAUUUAUGAUAGAAAAAAAUAUUGAAGUUCAGUUCUAGCAUUUUCUGGUAAUUUAUGAAAGAAAAGAAAGAAAAGAUUUUAAAAAAAGAGCUGCUUUAUAAAAAGGUUUAAUAAAGCAACUAUUGAGGGUAUUUAGGUGGCAAUGUUAUUAAAUUUAAUUCUUGGAAAUUUCUCAACUAGGAGGAAUAGGGGUAGGUUUUUACACCUUUUUUGGCCAGUUUUAUUUUGUAUGUGUCUUUAUUUUUCUUGCUACAAGUUGAAUGAAUAUCUUGUUGAGAAAGAAAUGUGUUUAGAAAUUUUAGGCACAUUUCAAGAAUAUGAACUAUUGUGGCAAAUGUCAAUAUGUCAGGAUGAAACAAAAUACUUGUACAGAUGUUUUAUAUGAUCGGUAAGAGUGCUAGAGAGGAAUGAGUGAUUAAAAGACAAAGUUGAGGGAGGGGCAGAGGGGGGGAUAAAUCUCAAAAAAAAAAUACAAAAACAGCCAGCCCCUUUGAGUCCCCCACCCACGCACACCCCUGCCAGGCCUUUAGCGGGAGUCCAUCUCCCAUCUCCCAUCGGCAGUACUCUUGAAGUUGCACCAGCAUUGUGGUUUCUUUUACCGAGCGGUGGGGCCAUCAUGACACAGGUGGUCGCCAACACUGACUUAGACCGAAUCCAGGAAAUAGACAGGACCUUACAGUCAGAUUUGCUAUGGAAGGGAAAUUUGUACAUAUAUGCUUUGAUUAAAGAGGCUGGAGGCAAAAUUCAUAUAGGGCCAUUUUUUUCAUUUUUUUUGGUAAAUAUAUGUGGAUUUUCUGUGUGCUCAUCCGUACGUUUGUUUGCGACCUAUACUUUAUACAAGUGUUUGUGUCUGUGUGAAAGAAAAGACCGAUUAUGAGAACCUGUGAACCACUGAGUGACACAAUUCUCAACACUGUGUGCCCUCCCCCACCCCUGGGAGUACCAUCCUGACAUGUAAAUGAUUCUCAUUAACUAUUGGCAACAUGUGUUUUGGUGUGUGGGCGUGGGCGUGGGCGUGUGUGUGUGUGUGUGUGUGUGUGUGUGUUGUGGUAAUUUCUUCUGAUCUGUUUUCUGACCUGUUUGAAAGAGGAUUUUGAUUUAAGGCUUUUGGUGGUAAAUCCUUUCUUUAAAUCAUUAUUAUUAUUAUUAUUAUUAUUAUUAUUAUUAUUAUUAUUAUUAUUAUUAUUAUUAUUAUUAUUACACUGCUCCUCUUUUAUUGUAAAUAAUAAUGACGUGGACUUACAUUGAUAAACACGGCCUUUGUAUAACUUAGCAAUAUGUUUAUGUAAAUAGUGUUUUGUUCAUGGUUUUUCUAUGACAUUAUUAGUGCAGUGAUUCCAACUGGAACAGCCAUGUUUUUCUGCAGCCUGAAUACUGACACAGGUUGUAAAAUAAAACUCAUAACGUGGCUGCUGUACUUCUUUCUCCUGUUACUGGUGUCUAUUUGUGUCUGCAAAUUUUGUGUAAUUUAUUGGUUUAAUUUAUCCUAAUUUAUUUCAUGUUGUUCAUUUUUGAUUUCCUUCCAUCCAGCGAAAGCUGCACUGCAGUGAAACAAGCUGAAUCAAUUUAAAAGAUUUCAGCCUUUUUUAUUUAAAAGUGAAUUUCAAAAUUUUUUUAUGUAAUUGACAGAAAUGCUGAAUGAAGAUCAGGCAGCUUAAUGGAACUGGGUAGAUAAAGGGUUUGACUGGGUAGAGGGUGGAGUCAGAAAGCUUGAAACUAGUUUAAAGACUUUUUCCUUCUCUUGCGAUAUUUUAUUAUUUUUCGCCCUGUGUUGUUUUGGCCCAGCCCAACAAAGAACCAGUAGUCAAAUUGCCUUUUGUGCCUUCACCCUCUAUGAACUGAAUGUAUGUGCAGUAUAUAUGCAAGCUUGUGCUAAAUGCAGAAAAAGAUAAAUAAAAAUAAAAAAUGAG
This is a messenger RNA of Gambusia affinis (western mosquitofish), 8978 nucleotides long. Its product is annotated as prospero homeobox protein 1-like. Bases 1876 to 4332 code for a protein of 818 amino acids. The transcript is spliced from 5 exons. Gene Ontology annotation, biological process: regulation of transcription by RNA polymerase II. Gene Ontology annotation, molecular function: DNA-binding transcription factor activity, RNA polymerase II-specific; RNA polymerase II cis-regulatory region sequence-specific DNA binding. Gene Ontology annotation, cellular component: nucleus. The record is from RefSeq and is a predicted model, not a curated record. NCBI's taxonomy places the organism in Eukaryota, Metazoa, Chordata, Actinopteri, Cyprinodontiformes, Poeciliidae.